AUGGUGGUGGUGGUUGUGGAGGUGGUGGUGGAUGUGGAGGUUUUGAAGGAGGUGGUGGUUGUGGUGGUGGUGGUGGUGGUGGUGGUGGAGGUGAAGGUGGAGUUGGUGGUGGUGGUUGUGGUGGAGGUGGAAGUGAAGGUGGAGUUGGUGGUGGUGGUGGCGGUGGCGAUGGCGGUGGUUGUGGAGGUAGUGAAUGUGGUUGUGUAA
Messenger RNA from Prunus armeniaca (apricot), 207 nucleotides. Lineage: Eukaryota; Viridiplantae; Streptophyta; Magnoliopsida; Rosales; Rosaceae. The record is from the annotation of a GenBank genome assembly.